Molecule: messenger RNA, 1509 nt
Organism: Lithohypha guttulata
Lineage: Eukaryota; Fungi; Ascomycota; Eurotiomycetes; Chaetothyriales; Trichomeriaceae
Exons: 3
Coding region: 1-1509 (502 amino acids)
Biological process (GO): L-homoserine metabolic process
Molecular function (GO): homoserine O-acetyltransferase activity
Source: RefSeq, a predicted model, not a curated record
AUGGCGACGAUUGUCAACGGCCAUGCCCAGUCCCUCCAGACUGUCUCCGAGCAACCUGAGAACCCAUUCGCAAAGCUCGUGACCGAUCAACUUUAUGCGAUCGUUCCAUCCUUUACGCUCGAAUCUGGAGUUGUUCUGAGGAAUGUGCCUGUGGCAUACACAACCCGCGGCCAGCUGAACGAGAAUGGAGACAACGCACUGGUGAUAUGCCAUGCCUUGUCCGGCAGUGCAGAUGCUGCAGACUGGUGGGGUCCUCUCUUGGGAGGUCCGGGUCAGGCAUUCGAUAUGACGCGCUUCUAUAUCGUCUGUCUGAAUAGCUUGGGAAGUCCAUAUGGCAGCGCAAGCCCCCUGACUUACAAGGAUGGAGAUUCAAGUCAGGAAAGAUAUGGGCCAGAGUUUCCACUCACCACUAUAAGGGACGAUGUGAGGAUCCACAGAAUGGUACUCGACCACCUCGGUGUCAAGCAGCUUGCGGCAGUAGUUGGAGGUUCCAUGGGUGGUAUGCUCGUUCUCGAGUAUGCUUACUUCGGCGAAGACUACGUACGGGCAAUAGCACCGAUCGCGACCUCGGCGACUCAUUCUGCCUGGGGCAUCUCCUGGGGCGAGGCGCAAAGACAGUCAAUCUACUCAGAUCCUAAAUACGAUGAUGGCUACUAUCCUCUCGACGAUCCACCAGCCGCUGGUCUAGGUGCAGCUCGCAUGUCAGCACUUCUCACGUACCGGAGCAGAGACAGCUUUGAAACAAGAUUUGGAAGAAAUAUACCAGAUUUGAACAAGAAGCAGAGCAUAAACUCCCCACAAAGGAAUGGUAAUGUGGACGAGAACGAGCAUUGGCAGAUUCACAACCACGGACACAGCAGGGCCAAGGGCAGCAGGGUGCACAGUCGACCACAAACACCAUCUUCAGAACAACCACCAGACGCGGGUUCAACAACACCAACACCUGUCGUUACAGAUCCGCAGUUCUCCGGCACCACAGAGUUCGAAGUCCCCGUGAACGUAGUCGAGAAUAUAAACAGCCGCAGACCAACAACAACCCACUAUUUCUCAGCCCAGUCUUAUCUUCGCUACCAAGGCACAAAAUUCGUCAGCAGGUUCGACGCCAAUUGCUACAUAGCCAUCACACGCAAAUUGGACACUCACGACGUUUCACGAAACCGAACCUCGACCGUGAAAGAAGCUCUUUCGCAAAUUCAGCAACCGGCUCUAGUCCUUGGCAUCGAGUCUGACGGCCUCUUCACCAUCCAGGAGCAGAAAGAGAUCGCAGACGGUAUACCAAAUGCAAGGCUUGGCAAAAUCGACUCGCCAGAAGGUCACGAUGCGUUCUUGCUACAGUUUGAGCAAGUAAACAAGUAUUUACUUGAUUUCUUCAGAGAAGUGUUGCCGGAUAUCAUGAACAAGCCGGGCAUAGGAGGUGAGAAUGGUGAGCUUGCGAAGGAUGGUGUGGGUCAGAUGACAAAGAGCAGUACCUUUGGCGAGGCUGAGGUAGGGGAUCUGACUGCUUGGUAG